GUGCGGCGAUCGGUGGUGCGCUGUGUCCCUGGGACACAGUGGAUCACCGAUCACGGAAAGAGCCGAAGAUGUCUGCUCGGUCAUGUGAUCAGCUGUGUCCAAUCACAGCUGAUCACAUGUAAACAGGGAAAUGCCGAUUAUCGUGACAGCUCGAGAGGAGAGGAGAGCCGGAGACAUGUACACUGAUGAUCAGUGUAGCCCCAGCAGUGCCACUCAGUGUCCAUCAGUGCCUCGUGCUAGUGCCCAUCAGUGCCACAUAUCAGUGCCUACCAGUGCACAUCAAUGCCACAUAUCAGUGCCCAUCUGAGCUGCCUUUCAGUGCCGCCUCUCAGUGCCAGUCAGUGCCGCCUUUCUGUGCUGCCUAUCAGUGCCAUAUAUCAGUGUCAUGUAUCAGUGCUACCUUUCAGUGCCCAUCAGUGAUGCCUGUCGAUGCACAUCAGUGCCACCCACCAGUGCCUCCUCAUCAGUGCCCAUCAGUGCAGCCUAUCAGUGCCCAUCAGUGCAGCCUCAUUAGUGCAUAUCAGUGAAGGAGAAAAUUCACUUAUUUACAAAAUUUUAUAGCAUAAACUAAGAAAAAAUGUUUUUUU
This is a messenger RNA of Staurois parvus, 587 nucleotides long. NCBI's taxonomy places the organism in Eukaryota, Metazoa, Chordata, Amphibia, Anura, Ranidae. The record is from the annotation of a GenBank genome assembly.